AUGACGUCAGUCACCAAUUUAAAAACGAACUUAUAUUCCUAUGGACAAACACUAAAAAUGUGUGAAUUUCUUAUUAAAGGUGAUAGUUAUUUUAAAGGUAAAAAUGUCGAUACGACGAAAAUUAACAAAGAAAUAUCCAUCAAAAGUUAUUGUAGUAACGAUGAUUGUAAAACAAAUGAAGAACGUAUUAAUGCUUUGACCGUAUAUAUAUAUAUGGAAUUCAAAAAAUCAAUAAGAAAAACUUAUUAUAAUAAGUAUGAUGAAUGUUUCUUGAUGUGGGUAAGUGAUAAAUUAUUUAGGAUACAUAACAAAAGCAAAGGCAAAAAGGAUAAAACACGUUAUAUUGAUACUAUUAUUUUAAAAAGUGCUUAUGAGAAAUAUUUAAAGAAUCAUAAAGUAAAAUUGGAUUAUUGGGAACUUUUUGAUAGUAUAAAGGGUUUGAAAGAAGCUUAUCUUAGGUAUAUGGCCGAAUUUUAUUUAUUACUUAUUAGAAUAUGUAAAACAGUUGUAGAUUAUAAAGAUAACGGUGCUGGAAGUAAUAAUCUUUCUAAAUAUUCUGACCAUUGCCUUACUCAAUAUAGAAGCCUUUAUUUAAGCAUUUCUGAAUGCAACUCAUAUCUUCGUUUAUUGAAUAAAUUAAAAGGUAUAUAUGAUGAUUUUAGAAGUUAUGCUAUUAAGAAAAAUGGUUCAAAAAAUGAUUUAGAAACUAAUCUUAAAAAACUGACAAACCCAGAUGGAGUAGAAAUGGAUGCGGUAAGAAGUUUUAAACCAUAUAUAAUCACUAAAAAAAAAUGUUAUUCUCAAAAAAAAAAAGCGGGCCCACCACCAUUACAAUUUUCUUCAAAAAAAGAACCACCGCCGCCACAAUCAGAACCACAACCAGCACCACCAUCAUCACAAAAAUCUCAAGGAGGGUCAAAUGGUCAAGAUCCACCAAACAUUUCAGACAGUAGUAAAAAAAAUACAGGGGGGGGUGGAAGUAGCGGAGACGUAAAUCCUGGUGAUAGAUCAAAUGGUCCCACAUCAAGUACAUCAGAAGGAUCCUUUGAUUGGGGGUCAUCAAUUUUUAAAUUUAUAUUAAAUGGAACGGAAAUUUUGAAAAAAACUUCCGAUUUUAUUGAUCAAAAUCAGAAAAAGGUUAAAGAAGUUACGGAUAAAAUCAUUAAUGUAUAUAAUGGCGCUAUGGAUGAUUUAAAAAAGGUUUACGAUAAAUCUAAUAAAUAUUUAAAUAAUUUUAUUAGUAAUGUAACUAGCCAUUUGAAUAGCAUCGGUGCUCCUUCUAAACCAGAUGGUAACCCGUCUGAACCCGAAAAAUCAAUAAAUGGAGGAGAUUCACCAAGCCAGUUACCAUCAAAUUCACCAACUGCACCAAUAGAUCCAACAGAUUCAUCAACUUCGAAAAAAGAUCCACCACCAAACCUAGCACCCAGUCCAAUACCACAAAAACAACCAUCUCCCCAAUCGCAGCAUAUCAUACAUCAAACCCCAGAUGUCCCAGCUCAAGUCAAUCAACCUAACUCCCAACAAAUUGGUCAAUUGGUAAACUCACUAAGUUCUAACCCAAAUUUGAAAAAAACAUGGAAUAUAUUUCCAACUACAUGGAAUGGAUCAGGGGAUUGUAAACCCGAAAUAAAAUUUAUGAAUGCCACAUUAGUAUGUUGUACAUCUAAGCAGUGUAGUUUAACUGGUGUUUCGGUUACACUUAUUUUAAUACCCAUUAUUUUAUUAAUUGCAUAUAAGUGUUUAUCGUUUGGAUCAUCAAAAAAAUCGGAAAAAAAAAACAUGAAGGGAGUUAUAAAAUUAGUUGAUGGAAACAGAAAGACAAAAAUAAUUAUAAGUUCAGAUGAUAGGAUCAAACGCCUAAAACCGGUUAUAAAUUCAGUUGGUAGAAAAAAAGAUCCAUUAUUAAAUAUAUACAAACUUAUGCAGGCUGAUCCUAUACCAUUUAUUAAUUUAUUUUUUUUGUUAAUUUUUUUUGUCUAUAAAAGAAAAUCCGAUUGUUUGGAAUUAUAA
Messenger RNA from Plasmodium vinckei vinckei, 2013 nucleotides. RefSeq names its product PIR protein CIR protein. Lineage: Eukaryota; Apicomplexa; Aconoidasida; Haemosporida; Plasmodiidae. The coding region runs from base 1 to 2013 and encodes 670 amino acids. The transcript is spliced from 3 exons. The record is from RefSeq and is a predicted model, not a curated record.